Messenger RNA from Aspergillus terreus NIH2624, 837 nucleotides. RefSeq lists its product as uncharacterized. The coding region runs from base 1 to 837 and encodes 278 amino acids. The transcript is spliced from 4 exons. Lineage: Eukaryota; Fungi; Ascomycota; Eurotiomycetes; Eurotiales; Aspergillaceae. The record is from RefSeq and is a predicted model, not a curated record. Gene Ontology annotation, molecular function: FAD binding.
AUGUCUCCGAUAAAAUUACCAAGUGAGACCCCUCCAGCUCAAUACGACGUGAUAGUCGUCGGUGGCGGCCCUGUAGGCCUCGUACUAGGCUAUCAGCUUGCCAAAUUCAACAUCUCAGUAUGCGUCCCCGAGAAGCACGACAAGGAAAGCGGGGGCAGCUAUGGCCGCGCCAUUACGCUGUUCCCUCGCACGUGUGAGCUGCUCGAGCAGCUGGAUCUUAUCCAGCCGAUGCUCCAGCAGGGACACCCCGGACGCGUCUGGACGUUCAUGGAAAACAUCACCGGCACGGCCUUUGAUUUCGCCCUCGUCCUCCGACAGAUGUAUACGGAGGCUAUCCUGCGCGAGAAGCUGCAGACCGUCGGUACUGCGUACUAUCCCGCGACAGAGUGCGUGGAUUAUGAGAUUGACCCCGACGCGGGGAAUAACUACCCUGUUACUGUAACAUGCAUCGACCAUAGAACACAGAGUAAUAUCAUCCUGAAGGGGAAAUACCUCGUCGGCGCCGACGGCGGCCGAAGCUUCGUCCGAAAGCAAGCCAACAUCCCGUUCGAUGGCGACACGUCCGAAGAUCAAUGGAUACGAAUCGACGGGAUAGUCGAGACCGACAUGCCCAUCAGUCGGGCAUACGGACCCAGCGCCAUAGAAAGCAAGACCCACGGGAACGUCUUAUGGGCGCCUCUUGACCAUGGCGCAACGCGCAUCGGCUACGCAUACACACCGGAAAUCGCCGCCAGAUACCCCGAUGGAGUCACCCAAGAGGUUGCAGAGACGGAGGCCAUCCGCGCGAUGGCCCCGUUCCAUGUCCGGUUUACCGAGGUGCAUUGGUGGACGCUGUGA